This is a messenger RNA of Daphnia carinata, 1565 nucleotides long. RefSeq lists its product as uncharacterized. Gene Ontology annotation, biological process: synapse organization. NCBI's taxonomy places the organism in Eukaryota, Metazoa, Arthropoda, Branchiopoda, Diplostraca, Daphniidae. Gene Ontology annotation, cellular component: neuron projection membrane. The record is from RefSeq and is a predicted model, not a curated record. The transcript is spliced from 7 exons. The coding region runs from base 264 to 1508 and encodes 414 amino acids.
AGUGGCUCGACCGUGAAACACGUUUGCUGCUGUGUCUUGUAUAGGUCACAAUCCCGCGCGUUCAACGCCUACCGCAAUUUCGUGAUUGACCUUUUUCACACAUUGACAUUCACACGGGGGUUGGCUUUAAAGGUUGUAAUAUAUGGGACACUUAAGCUGAAUUGCGAAUGGGCCUCCUGUGCGAUAUUCAAAAAUUAGUUUAGACGUUGAUAUUCGUUUUUGUUGGCUGUACCGUUUUUCUGAGUGAUGAAUUUUCUAGAGAAAUGAUUUGCAAAUGGACGGCUCGUACCGGGCAAACAAUGAGGAUCUGUUGCUUAUGUUACUGGAUUUUCUUGCUAGUGAGCAGCACAAUCCUCGUUGCCAGUGCCAAAACGACCAGCGCCCAAUUAAAUCACCAUCAUCGCACGACCAAUAACAAAGUCAUCAAAGCUGAUGGCAGCGAUGGGACGUCCUCGUUUCCCAGACGACUCCAUCAUCGUUACCGCGCGAAAGAAGAGGACGACUUGCCAGCUGUUGGACAAGCUGAACAUGCCGAAGAAAAGACGAAAAGCGAUACUGCGGCUACUGCGGAAGAAGAUUACCCUUCUGAUUUCCGCUGGCCCGAGUCCUAUUUCGACUUAGAAGCCUCUUCUGACGUGGCCGUCGUCGUCGGCCAAACGGCCUUCCUCGUUUGCCGAGUCGCCGUCGCUGGAAAUUGGACGGUUUCGUGGGUAGGCCCCGAUCAUCCGCAUGACAACCGAAAUGUCAAUCUCCUCACGGUCGGCACGGACACGUACACGCCCGACCGACGAUUCCGUGGACUUCACGUGCCCAGUUCACCCGAAUGGACAUUGCAAAUUAAAGCAACGACGUUGGAUGAUGCGGGAAAUUACGAAUGCCAAUUAAGCAGCACCCCAUUACGUACGCACGUCGUUCGGCUUCACAUCAUAGAGCCACAUAUCCAGAUUUUAAAUGGACCCGAAGUCUACGUUCACGAAGGAUCAAUGUUGAACUUGACGUGCGUUAUCUCGCCGGCAGUUGACGCUUCCCUCCUCUUAUGGAGUCGUAACGGCCAAAUACUGAAUUGGUUAUACCAGUCGAAUGAAGCCGGAGGAAGUGGACAAUUGGACGCUAAGAUCCACGUCUACGACGGGCGUUUGUGGGUGGAUCGCGGCGGAGGCAAUGCGGAAGGGACUGCCGAAAACGAAGCGGCCGUCGUCAGCGAUCAGGGCCAAACGGAUGCCGAGAGGAGAAAUCAAAGACAAAAGGAAAGUUUAUCGACGGCUACAAUGUCUCAAUUGCUCGUAGACAAAGCGCAAAUGUUUCAUUCCGGUCGUUACGUCUGCUCGGCCCUCGGAGCCUCCGGCACCUGGACAUUGGUGCACAUCCUAGCCGAUGAGCAGCCGGCAGCCAUGCAACGGGGGAAUCCGGCCUCGUCUUUCCAUCAUCCGCUUCUAGCCGGCUGGAUCGCCUUGAGUGUCUGUGUGAUUCAUCGAUACCUGGUCCCUCCGGCCGCCCUGCUGGCGUGAUGAUUGAGAGGCGCGUACCGUUUUUUUUUUGUUUUUUUUUCAUAUUUUUUUUUUUUU